AUGGAGGCCCAAAAGAAGCGCAUCGAUCCUCACGCUGAAAAUGAUCUUUGGGAAAGUCUCAAAGAUUCGCGAGUGCAGAUUCCAAUCGAAAAAAAUGAAAAAUGGGAAAUCAAUUCGCCUCCGGAUGUGCCAUAUUUGAAAGUGGUAUGCAUAUCAGACACUCAUGAGCAACUCGGCAAAUGUUUCAAGGAAAUUCCCGAUGGCGAUGUGCUUAUUCAUGCCGGCGAUUUCACGAACAACGGAAAUCGCGACGAGCUCAUCAAAUUCAAUGAGCAAAUGGCGAAUUUACCGCAUAAGUACAAACUCGUUGUUGCCGGCAACCAUGAGCUCGGAUUCGAUGAAAAUGAGAGAAAAGAGCAAAGGAAUCCGCAAGAUGUGGGCGUAGGCACAGAACGAGGGUACGAAUUGCUGACCAACGUCACCUAUCUGCAAAAUAAAGAAAUUGUGAUCGAUGGUGUCAAAUUCUACGGAUCCUCGUAUCAUCCCCUCAUGGGCUUCCCAUUCUAUCGAACACGCGCCACCGAAUUGGCGGAAUGCUGGAAAUUGGUGCCAAAUGACACCGAUGUGCUCAUCACACAUACUCCACCAUUGGGAUACUUGGAUCAGUUUGGAGACGAGAGAUGGGGAUGCAAGGAUCUGUUGUAUGUCGUUGAAAGGAUUAAGCCAAGGUUCCACGUGUUCGGACAUGUCCAUGAGCGUCAUGGUACGAUGACCAAUAAUCACACAACGUUUAUCAAUGCCGCACAGUGUUCCCGAAACAAUAUCAUCCAGACAAGACCAGUAAUCUUCUACAUUCCAAAGAAAUUGUAA
Caenorhabditis bovis is the source of this 810-nucleotide messenger RNA. Lineage: Eukaryota; Metazoa; Nematoda; Chromadorea; Rhabditida; Rhabditidae. The record is from the annotation of a GenBank genome assembly.